AUGUCGGCCCCAAAUAUCACAGAAAUACCAGGAUUUUACUAUGGCAUGCACCGAUCCGUUUGUUGCAAACAAAUUAAUGCUCGGCCUUGCAGCUCAAUUUGACUAACCAACGGUAGAUACCGGGAAACGUAAAUACUUUAGGAUCCUCUCCGAUCAUGCCAUAGCCUCCUCCUCCUCCUCCUCCAGGUCCUCCGGUCGCCCGAAUUUUUAUACACCUAGCACAAUUGCCGAAUUAGAAGCAAAGAAGCUAAAACUCAAUGACGAUGCUAGGCAGGAGUCCUCAAGUUUUCGAUACCGCCGUAGGAGCUCAUUGUUUGCAUCGCCAUCUACGCGUUGGAACCUUGAGCGUGAGAUGAGCGUGGGUACUCCUGUGUCGCUGCGAGCUGCGUAUAAGAGGCAUGCAGCGAAAUAUUGGGUGUAUAAAGAGUUCAUACCCGCCGCCAACGUUGUGCAGGGCGUUAGCAAUUUGUUUGUACAGAGGAUGGGCGGAACAGUGUAUUUCGUCGUUGGGAUGAAUAGCGGGAACAUCACGUCCUUUUGUGCUAAUGGAGUGGGGGCCAAGGGUGUCGGGCUUGGAAGCAGUAUUGAGGGGUUUAAGGAUCGUGAGUUCUGGAAGUCUGAGAUGGAGCAGGGUAUGCAACUGGAGGGGGAGGUCCGGGAGCGUGAAUUGGUAAGGAGCGAUGUGAGUGUUCGCUAUUGGUAUUUCAGGCUCCCUGGGAUGGUGACGGGAACCGUUGCGAUUGAGAAUGAGGGGAGUAAUCUGGAAGUUUUGUAUGGGUUUCACACUCCUCAGGUCGCUCGUUCCCUUAAUCUGAUAUGCGAUGAUGACAGCUAACAGGAGGGAUAUCCAAAGAGUGUCCUCCCUCUCCGCCACCUUUGCCCGCCAAAUCCUGGGCAAGACGGCCGAUUUUUUUCCGACCAUGUACGGUCCCGCAGGCACUUAUCCCGUGAGGACUGACGUCCCGGACCAAAAGCCAACUCUAUCAAUGACCUACUCCCCGGAUAAGCGUACCAUGUUCUACGGGCUUGAAAAGGGCGUCGCAUUCGGGCGGGCUGACCGUCAGGCCGGUGUCAGGGGGCCAGUGACAAACCUGGGCACUGACAUCUUUGCGGUCCACUGUCUACCCCCGGACGCUCCCACCCAUACCGGCUUUCUCGCGGGCGGGCGCGACGGGACUGUCCGCCUCUUCGACGUGCGAGCGAACCCACGGACUCGCGCACCUAUCAUUCUCAACGUUGGCAGUGUCCGGCACAUUGGAGGCCUAGGCCCUGUCAAACUUGCCAUCCGCUGCGUGGACUCCUGCGCCGUGUACGACCUUCGCAUGCAACAGCACCUCCGGAGACCCGGCGCGGAGAGCCCCUGCAUAUCCAGGUUUCGCGUCCCAGACACCGAUGGGAGGAAAGGUGGCUUCGACGUUUACCACGAGAUGGGCUUGAUCGCUGUCGAGGGCGGGGGUGUUGGCACCGGUAGUGGGGGCAGUAGCAGCAGCAAUGAGAAGGCAGUUUACUUGUUCGACGUUGACAGUGCCGAUCUCGUAAAGAAGUUUCCCCCUGGCCAGGUCAAGUUCUUGAAGCCCGAAGGAGGCGAUGGGUGGCCGACUGUGGUGAUUGCCGGGGAGCAUGGGGUUGGUGUUCACCAAUAG
Molecule: messenger RNA, 1643 nt
Organism: Tuber aestivum (summer truffle)
Lineage: Eukaryota; Fungi; Ascomycota; Pezizomycetes; Pezizales; Tuberaceae
Source: the annotation of a GenBank genome assembly